This is a messenger RNA of Chlorella variabilis, 645 nucleotides long. RefSeq lists its product as hypothetical. The record is from RefSeq and is a predicted model, not a curated record. The transcript is spliced from 4 exons. Lineage: Eukaryota; Viridiplantae; Chlorophyta; Trebouxiophyceae; Chlorellales; Chlorellaceae. The coding region runs from base 1 to 645 and encodes 214 amino acids.
AUGCAGCCGUGCACCUGCCGCACCAGCGCCGGCCCUGGCUGCGCCCCCAGCAAGCCCUUUGCCGCUGUGCCGGCCCGGGGUGUAGCUCGCAGCAGGCAGCUGACUCCUUUGGCGGCCUCCCAGAGCGAGGACUCGCCCGCCGCACCGCAGCAGCAGCAGGCAGCGCCGCCGCCGCUCAUCUCCUCCCGCCGUCAGCUGCUGGUGUUCACCGGCGCAGCGGCUGCAGCAGCUGCAGCAGGCUCGAGCACCAGCGGCAGCGCACAGGCAGCUGAGAUCGAUGCCAGUGUGUGCCGUGAGUGCGCCGGCACUGGCGCCACUGCCUGCGACAUGUGCGGCGGCACCGGCAAGUGGCGUGCCCUGAGCAGGAAGCGCGCCAAGGACACAUACGAGUUCACCGAGUGCCCGCAGUGCUACGGCCGCGGCGUGCGCGUGUGCGGCGUCUGCUUCGGCACCGGCCUGCGCAACGUCAGGGGCCUGCUCAGGCGCCCCGAGGCCACUGCCCUGGUGGAGCGCAUGCAGCACGGCGAGCUGCGGCCGGGUGAGGUGCAGGACCUGCUGCAGAAGGCGCGGGCAAACAUGGAGGCCGCUGACAUGGAGGCUGCUGCCGCGGCUGCCGCGGCGGCGGCGGCAGGCCCCUCUGCCUGA